This is a messenger RNA of Manis pentadactyla (Chinese pangolin), 3214 nucleotides long. RefSeq names its product DDB1 and CUL4 associated factor 8 (gene DCAF8). Gene Ontology annotation, cellular component: Cul4-RING E3 ubiquitin ligase complex; cytoplasm. The transcript is spliced from 14 exons. Gene Ontology annotation, molecular function: protein binding. Lineage: Eukaryota; Metazoa; Chordata; Mammalia; Pholidota; Manidae. The coding region runs from base 542 to 2326 and encodes 594 amino acids. The record is from RefSeq and is a predicted model, not a curated record.
CUGUAACUACUUGGCCUCCUCCGUAAAGCGCACGCGCACCUCGCUCUGUUUGCCUUAAGCCUUAAGUCCCGCCUCUUCUGCGUCCUUCGAGGAGGGUGGGAGACGAGAGCUCGUGCGGCCGCUUUCCGCUCAGUCUUCUCCCGCACAUCGUCGCAAACCGGGCCGGAAAGCGAGGCAGCGCAGGCGCAAGCGCUGAGAACCGAGGCGGUGGUGGUGGCUGCCGCUGGCCAAUGUAAGAUGGCGGCGGCGUUGGUGGCGGCUGUGGACGGGGCGGCUGGGCCUGGAACAGUCGGAGCAGCCGCUGGCAGAAGGAUGACCCGAGAUGGGAAGGGGGCUGCUGAGCCUCGCCGGCUCCCGCGCUUGUAACUGCCCCAGCCGGACACCCCCUCUCCCCUUGACCUACCCGAGACAUCUUUGCCAUUUAAACUUCAGCUUUUCUCAGUCCUUCAGUGAAUCUACAGACCUAAUUUCUCAGGAGCUCAGCUUGGCCCUACUUCAGUAAUAAAGGAGAAAAGGCUGGCUACAGUACACAGCAUCCAGGAUGUCCGGCAAAGGGGGCAGCACAGAUGGAGGAACAGACUUGGCUAAUGGAAGCCUGUCUAGUAGUCCGGAGGAGAUGUCUGGAGCUGAGGAGGGGAGGGAGACAUCCUCAGGCAUUGAAGUGGAGGCCUCAGACCUGAGCUUGAGUUUGACCGGGGAUGACGGUGGCCCCAACCGCACCAGCACGGAAAGUCGAGGCACAGAUACAGAGAGCUCAGGUGAAGACAAGGACUCUGACAGCAUGGAAGACACUGGCCAUUACUCCAUCAACGAUGAAAACCAAGUCCAUGACCACUCAGAGGAGGAGGAGGAAGAGGAGGAAGAAGAGCAUCCUCGGUGCCGUGUGCAGCGCAAGCGGGCCAGUCGUGACCAGGACUCAUCAGACGAUGAGCGGGCCCUGGAGGACUGGGUUUCCUCAGAGACAUCAGCCCUGCCCCGACCUCGCUGGCAAGCCCUUCCUGCCCUUCGGGAGCGGGAGCUGGGUUCAAGUGCCCGCUUUGUAUAUGAGGCUUGUGGGGCAAGAGUCUUUGUGCAGCGUUUCCGCUUGCAGCAUGGGCUUGAGGGCCAUACUGGUUGUGUCAAUACCUUACACUUUAACCAGCGUGGCACCUGGCUGGCCAGUGGCAGCGAUGACCUGAAAGUGGUGGUUUGGGACUGGGUGCGGCGGCAGCCAGUGCUGGACUUUGAGAGCGGCCACAAAAGCAAUGUCUUCCAGGCCAAGUUCCUUCCUAACAGUGGGGACUCCACUCUGGCCAUGUGCGCCCGUGACGGGCAGGUGCGGGUGGCAGAGCUGUCUGCCACACAGUGCUGUAAGAACACAAAGCGAGUGGCCCAGCACAAGGGGGCGUCCCACAAGUUGGCCCUGGAACCAGACUCUCCAUGUACGUUCCUGUCUGCAGGUGAAGAUGCAGUUGUCUUCACCAUUGACCUCAGACAAGACCGGCCAGCUUCGAAACUGGUGGUGACAAAAGAAAAGGAGAAGAAAGUGGGGCUAUAUACAAUCUAUGUGAAUCCUGCCAAUACCCAUCAGUUUGCAGUGGGUGGACGAGAUCAGUUUGUAAGGAUUUAUGACCAGAGGAAAAUUGAUGAGAAUGAGAACAAUGGAGUCCUCAAGAAAUUCUGUCCUCAUCACCUGGUGAACAGUGAGUCCAAAGCAAACAUCACCUGUCUUGUGUACAGCCACGACGGCACAGAGCUCCUGGCCAGUUACAAUGAUGAAGACAUUUACCUCUUCAACUCCUCUCACAGUGACGGGGCCCAGUAUGUUAAGAAAUACAAGGGCCACAGAAAUAACGCCACAGUAAAAGGCGUCAAUUUCUAUGGCCCUAAGAGUGAGUUUGUGGUGAGCGGUAGUGACUGUGGGCAUAUCUUCCUCUGGGAGAAAUCAUCCUGCCAGAUCGUUCAAUUCAUGGAGGGGGACAAGGGAGGCGUGGUGAAUUGUCUUGAGCCCCACCCUCACCUGCCUGUGCUGGCAACCAGUGGCCUAGACCAUGAUGUUAAGAUCUGGGCACCCACAGCUGAAACUUCCACCGAGCUUACAGGGCUAAAGGACGUGAUUAAGAAGAACAAGCGGGAACGGGAUGAAGACAGCUUGCACCACACUGACCUGUUUGACAGCCACAUGCUCUGGUUCCUCAUGCAUCACCUGAGACAGAGACGCCAUCACCGGCGCUGGCGAGAACCUGGGCCUGGGGCCACGGACGCAGAGUCCGACGAGUCUCCCAGCUCCUCAGACACCUCCGACGAGGAGGAGGGCCCCGACCGUGUGCAGUGCAUGCCCUCCUGAGGCCUGGCUCCCUGCAGGGGCGGGCUGGGCUGCCGGCCCCAUCCUGCCUGGGCGGUCCUUUCCUGUCCAGGCCCUUAACACUCAGCAGAAACGCACUUUGGACUUCUUGCUUUAGAUAAAAGACAACCCAGGAGAACGACAAACCAGAGGGAGCGAGCCUGCGGAGAACACCUAGAAGUGGGAGUUGAAUCCUGGAGGGGGGUGUUCCGUGGAGAGGUGCACAGGACUGCAGAAAUAGCCUCUCUCCAAAGCCCUUUUUUUGGGAGGGAGGAGUGUAUUUUGUGAACUGGUUUGGGGUAGGGAAUGGGGUUUUCUUUUCUUUAAGCUCCCUGGUUUCUUGGUGGGGGUCGGGGGAUACCCAGCUGUUCAGUACCAAGGGGCCAGAGUGGGGGUGGUGGAGGUGCCGUUCUCUCUUUGGUUUAGGUUUUUGACCUUGUUUUCCUUUUUGACAGUUUGUUUUCCCCCUCACCACCCCUCCCCAACCCCAUCCCAGGAUCCUGUUUUUCUGGGAAGUCCUUUGAGCCCCAGCCAUCCCACUCCCUUCACUUCCUUUCCACCCAUUCGUUCUCUCUAUUUCUCACAGUGUUUUGCACUUGAUUAUGUAUCUUUCACUUUCCUCCCUUCACCCCACCACUCCCUAUAGUAGGUCUGGUGAGGGAGGUUGGGGGCGGGGGAGGAGGGGCAGAAGUGGAGGAAGAAUAGGAAGGAGUUACCUCUUCUGUUGUUUGGUGGCAGCAAUCUCCCUGUCUCUCUCACUGUUAGAGGCCUAAUUUUAUAUCUAUAAAUAUAUUAAAAAGCAAGUCAAAUUUGGAUGUAUCAUGUUAAAACUAUUGUCAAAGUUUAAAUACAUAUAUAUUCCCUCUGACUGCAAUAAAGGGACUUACAGGA